Molecule: messenger RNA, 2981 nt
Organism: Anarrhichthys ocellatus (wolf-eel)
Lineage: Eukaryota; Metazoa; Chordata; Actinopteri; Perciformes; Anarhichadidae
Gene: vegfab
Product: vascular endothelial growth factor Ab
Exons: 8
Coding region: 648-1289 (213 amino acids)
Biological process (GO): positive regulation of angiogenesis; vascular endothelial growth factor receptor signaling pathway; positive regulation of mast cell chemotaxis
Cellular component (GO): membrane
Molecular function (GO): vascular endothelial growth factor receptor binding; chemoattractant activity; growth factor activity
Source: RefSeq, a predicted model, not a curated record
CCAAUCAACCACGACCCAGGCUCGCGGCUGCCUGCGGUCGCCACACACGCAGCCACAGUGUGGAGAGACCGACACGGAGGUGGACGCGGUCUAUCUGACGUGAGGGCGCAGACCUGCAAAGUGCGCAGUGACAGAGGAGUAAAAAAAAAAAAAGGCAAAUAGACAAGUUUUGUGGGACGAGUAGGCUAUCUGUGCGGUCUUCUUUUUCACUGAACGUCAUCCUGGUCAAUGCUCAAGUUGUAAGUAGGCUACAAGUUUCCAAUGGACAGACACUUGGAGAAGGCUGGCGCAACAAGCAUGGGAUUACUUCUGUAAUGUGGAUUGCCAUUCUUUUGCAAGAAAAUAAAGGUCCGCUGCGGAACAAUGUGGGACGUUUUGCGUCUUGGAUUCUCGUUUUUCUGGAUAUCUUGAAAAUAAUUGGCAACAGUUGAGAAGGAAGAAGUUAUGCGCAAAGGAUUCUAUGCUCCGACCCCGGGACCAUCAUGGAUUUGCCAUUACAACCCCCUGCCCCUUAUUUAGAGAAGUUUUAGCCGGUCCACUUGUGUUGCUAUUGUACUUGUUGUUUUAAACUUAAUGUUUGAGAACAAAUCGCCACUUUGGCCACUUGGAUUUUAAAUCGUCGCCUGCCUUUGGAUUGGAUUUCAAACAUGAACUUUAUUGACAGUUUGACACUAUUAUUUUUGACGCUGUCAGCUGUCAAGAGCGCCCACAUACCGAAGGAAACAGAAAGAGGUCCACAUGUGAUCCCUUUAAUGGAGGUGUACAACAAGAGUUUGUGUCAGCCUCGGGAGCUGCUGGUGGAGAUUCUGCAGGAGUAUCCGGAGGAGGUGGAGCACAUCUUCAUCCCGUCGUGCGUGGUGUUGACGCGCUGCGCCGGCUGCUGCAACGAUGAGAUGCUGCAGUGCAUGCCGACAUCCAGCUAUAACGUUACGAUGGAGAUUAAAAGAAUAAAACCCCAUUGGCAAGAAAAUGAUAUUUUCAUGAGUUUUACAGAACACAGCGCAUGUGAGUGUAGGUUAAAGAAAGAAGUGAAAGAACAGAAAGCAAAAAAAUCCCGGAAAGUCAAGGGUAAAGGCCAAAAGAGAAAACGAAAGAAAAACCGCGACAAAACAAUUCACGAUGCUGUUUGUGAGCCAUGUUGUGAUCAGUGCUCGGAGAGGAGAAAGCGCUUGUUCGUGCAGGAUCCAGCAACCUGCCGGUGCUCCUGCAAGCACACAGAUGAAUACUGUAAAGAACGCCAGCUAGAGCUCAACGAGAGGACCUGCAAAUGUGACAAGCCAAGAAGAUGAGAGAGGUGGCAGCACCAGAUGUACAAGAUGAAGGAAUAUUCUAGAUAUUUCACGGCACAGCACUUUGACCUUUGAACCGUAAGCUCUUCUUUUCUGUGGAAAGCAUUCCCCUUGGACUGUCUUUGAGAGUGAACAAUAAGAAAGACUGAACUGAAGUUUCCUCCCACUGUAUAUCUGUGUGUAUAUAUAGACCAUGAUAAAAGAAAAAAAAGAGUACAGAAUUGUUAUGCUGCUACGAAAACAAAUAACUAAACCCAUCAUUUGACAAAAAGCAAAUAGCCGCCAUGUGGUUUUGCAUUUCUAUUGGGCUUGUGAUGCAGGUGUAGUCUUGUCGUCAAUUCAUUGUAUGCAAUUACUUCACUGGAUAUGAGUCUCUACUGUGGUUGUGUGUCAGUCAUAAAAUUGCAAAACCUCUCAAUCUAAGAUAUAUUUAACUGCUAAAACAGCGGGUGAGGCUGAAGAGGACAUGGGAGCGCGCUCUUCUUUCAAAAAACAAAGGAUGGAUUUUCAUUGGUCGAUUUCUGCUUUUGCUUUUGGAUUAUAACAGCAGGACAACCAGGACAGCUGAAUCUGUCUUGACAUGACGUUGCAGGACUGACAUGGACUUACACAAUGUCACCAUUGUGAUCAGCUUGCAGAAGAAGUGACUCCGGAGUGCCAUAUACUUUUAAAGGGAUACUGGUUGUCAAUAUAGCAUCCACUGUUUUGCUAUGUCCUUCAUGAAAACCACUGAAAACAUCCUAUACUGUAGUUUGAUUCCAUUUGAAAAACUGUGCCUCACAAUAUGUACUGAGAAAUCUUUCAAGUGCUUUUUAAAUUAUUUUUUGUGUCCUUUUUCAGGAGAGGGGAUUGUCAAAGUAGUUUUGUUAGUUGUUGAACUCAAUACAGAACCCAUUGAUUGCAUAUCUUCAUCUCUGAACUUGUACAUACUUAAUAUCCCUUUAUGCCAUAGUCAAUUCUAGAUAAUUUAUAAUGUUAUAGAGUAUUUUUCAGUAUUCAGUCUUCUACCCAUAUUUAAUUUGGUUUAUUUAUAUAUGCAGUGUUAUGUUCCUGUGGCUGUCCUAUCUCCCCACCAUGUGUAAGGUCACUGAUGGCUGCUCUCAGCAUGGAGCCUCUCUGUGCUUUUCUACGAAACCAACUAAAAAACAAGUCAGAAAAUCGAUUUGUUAACAUUCCCUAAAUGGAUCAUUUGUACUGGUGUACUGAUGACAAACCUCCUCCGGAUUUUUCAACCCCUCUUAUCUAAGGGUGUGGGUGCUGUGUAGGAUUUUAACAUGCUGUGUGUUUGUGAAAAUGUGUGUGUAUGAGUGUGUCUUCACAUGCAUUUGCUGAUGUACACAUCUGUAUGGAGUUGUUAGUACGUUGUAUUUUAGUAUUUAAGUAAGUAGCGGACAUGUGUUUUGUCCGUCCUGCAACAUGCAAAUACGAAUAAACUACUGCUAGCAGCUCAGCAUACACUACCACAACAACAACACCGUUUUAAAGUUAGAUACCAAUCUGCAUCCUUUCUGCCGUCAGUCAUAGACCCCUCAUUAUUACUUCUCUUUGUCUCUCCUUCACUAUUAACAUGUUUUCUGUGUCUAUGUAAAACAGUAAAGCAUAUUUAUUUUCAAAUUAUAUUGUUUUUAUAUAAAAUAAGGAAAAGGUUGCUGUGUUGUGAAUGCUGUGUUUUCAAGAGCUUUAAAAAGGCAA